Molecule: messenger RNA, 1747 nt
Organism: Podarcis muralis (Common wall lizard)
Lineage: Eukaryota; Metazoa; Chordata; Lepidosauria; Squamata; Lacertidae
Product: A-kinase anchor protein 4-like
Biological process (GO): intracellular protein localization
Cellular component (GO): sperm principal piece; cytoplasm; sperm fibrous sheath
Molecular function (GO): protein kinase A binding
Source: RefSeq, a predicted model, not a curated record
GGCAACACCUUGAGUCUGGCAGGAUCAAAGCUGCUCAACUAAAACACCAUCACCACCGCUCUAUGGCCCUGGGGACAGCUCCACCCUAAAACAACAGAUAUGGCACAUGAAAUCGACUGGUUGCGCAGUCAGGCAGCCGUAUGCAAAGUAAACCACUACUGCCCUGAAGGACAGAAAGACCAGGAUCGCAAAAUGAUCUGUUUUGUUGAUGUAUCCAGCUUAAAUAUGAAGGACAAAUGUCAGAGAGGAGGAGGAUACAAUCAUCUUGACUUGGCGAGUUUGGAGGAUAAAGAAGUUAUUGUAAUAAAAGACAACGAGCGAAACAAUCCUAAUAAUACGGAAGGUGCGGUCUGCCUUUUCAAGCAAGGCUCCUCUGAGGAACUCAAUGUUGUGAGCUGGCUGAGCAACGACCUUCAGAAAUACGCAAUUGGAUUUCAGCAUGCACUGAAACCUGCAAGUGGUUCUCGUAAAACUCAGCCCUACACCAUCUCAUCCGACAAACUGAUCCCUACUACCCCUGGUCCAAGGGGAAGCUCAGAUGAACCUUCAUAUGUCAAUAAACUCUGCUCCCUGGUUGUUCAAAAAGCACGUCAGGAGAUCAAGGAUAAACUGGAAUGUAGCGGCAUGCGCCAGCCCUCUACUGCUGACCGUAAGGUUUCAACUCCGGCAUCCCCUGAUAGCUGUUCAGAAAAGCCGUGGUCCCUGGAUUUGCAUGCAAAAGACAUUUUCGGCAUGGCAUUGAAGAUGAUACAGCAACACUUAGUGGAAAAAAACAGGGAAGCUGUCCGUGAGUCACAUUCCACUACCCCAAGCUACACUCACAGGGAGUCCGCUAAUUAUGACCGGGCUGGAGCAUGUCAAAGACCCAUAUCUACCCCAGUGGCAGGUGGGUUACAAGAUCCUCACCAUGAACCAAAGCCAGGUAUAUCAGGGAUCCUUUUGUCACUCGUCCAAAAGGUCUUGCGCGAUGCUGCUUCAAGUAUCGAGGACAGCGUCUGCGAUGGGCACCGGGCUUAUAAGCCACCCCCCACUUCGUAAAUCAGGCUCAGGAGGGAAAAGGCCUUAUCAAAAACAGACUAAUGGAAGACGGGAUAUGUAUGGCAAUAUGGAUCAGAUAAGCAAACAAUUUAUUGACCAGUUGGUGUGAUCUGUGAUGAAGUUGAGUCCAUUCCUAGCCAAGGCAACCAGUGGUUCCAAUUUAGUGACUGGUGACAUCUCAAGAGAAGUGCAACUGUCACAAUUGCUCAUCAUAAACCUCAGAAGGGCAAAAAAAGAAGAAGACGACCUUUCUCCUGUGGGGGAAAUCUGACAGGAGGCAACUGGGUCUAAUCCAUUCUGGGCACAAUGGUUAACACACAUAACCAGAAGGUCAAUGUUUUAUAGAGAGUUCAAGGUUAUGCCUCCUCCCGCACAGUUAAUGGUUGCUUCUUAACUUGCUGCCCAAACUGAGGUUGACAAAACAAGAACGAUGGAGAAUUGUCUGGGAAGAGCUAUAGCAAGGGGGAUAUAUGGAAAGAGUUGCUGAGCUACACCGGAAAACAACAGAUGGAUGCCACCGUGGGAAAGACACUCAACUGGCUCCUUGCUACCAUGGCAGGAGCCAACUUGUCCCUCUCUUAUUGCUUCAGCCCAGCCUAGGCACCUAACCCACUCUUCUUUGGAACAACAACUGCCACUAUUAUUUAAAAACAACAACACCAACCAACAACAGCAGACACAGUGAAUUCAACUGGUAGAUAAAAUUGUA